AUGCUUCCGUCUCUACUCAUUGUCCUCGGCGCUGCAGCCGCUACGACUUGGGCGCACACCUGCCCCGUCGCCGACACGUCCAUUGUGGCGCACAGUGGAACGCCCGUCGGCAAGAUAGAAGCUCACAAUGGCUUUGACAUGUACAUUUCCAAGCCUGAAGGCAAUGCCACCAAGGCUGUGUUGUACCUGACGGACGUCUUUGGCAUCCAACUGGCAGAGAACAAACUGCAUGUCCCCCCCCCAGCUCCGUGCACGACCAACCUCGCCGAUUCGUUUGCCCGUGCCGGCUUCUUGACGGUGGCCCCCGACUUGUUCAACGGCACACCCGCUCCGGGUGACAUCAAUGUGCCCGGGUUCAACACCACGGCCUUCCUCAACGACCACGGCCCUGCACAGACCGAUCCCAUUGUCGCCGCCGGCCUCGCAUACAUCCGCAGCCUGGGCAUCACACGCGUUGGCGCCACGGGCUAUUGCUUUGGCGGACGCUACGCCUUCCGUGCGGGCAGCAAUCUGACGACGACGUCGAUUCGGCCGGGGCAGGGCGCACGCGCCGUCUUUGCCGCACACCCAAGCAUGCUCGGCGACGAAGAGAUCGCGGCGAUCCAGGGCCCGGCCAGCGUCGCGGCGGCCGAGACGGACGCGUUGAUGCCGGCGGCGCGGCGCACCGAGAUUACGGCGCUGCUGCAAAAUUCGGGCCAGGAGUACAGCUUUGCGGUAUACGGCGGCACGAGCCACGGGUUCGGUGUGCGGGUGAACGUGACGGAUCCACGGCAAAAGUUUGCCAAGGAGGAGGCGUUCUUGCAGGCGGCGCGGUGGUUCUCAGUGUGGCUGUAG
Messenger RNA from Sporothrix schenckii 1099-18, 834 nucleotides. Its product is annotated as dienelactone hydrolase family protein. NCBI's taxonomy places the organism in Eukaryota, Fungi, Ascomycota, Sordariomycetes, Ophiostomatales, Ophiostomataceae. Gene Ontology annotation, molecular function: hydrolase activity. The record is from RefSeq and is a predicted model, not a curated record. The transcript is spliced from 2 exons. Bases 1 to 834 code for a protein of 277 amino acids.